CAAGUGUUAUCCUCGAUAGUUUCCAGCUCACCUGUUUACCUUGUGAUGGGAAGUUGUGCGACCUCGAGAAAAUAUUCUCUUCCUUCCUCUGCCCAGUAGGAGAAGAAGAAGAAGCUCGCUAGGCCACCGACUGGCGUUGAACUCAUUUCCGAACGCCAAUCUUCAGGAACGAUGGUCAGUUCAAAGAAACCAGGCCCGGUAGAUUUACCCAAGAUUGCGAAGUCAAGCGACCUUCGUUCGGAAGCAGUUCAGUACCCGACAGUCGAUGAGGCAUUGGCCGAGCAAAUUGGAAACCAGCAACAGAAAGAGAAAAGGGAGCACUGGGACAACAGCCUAGAGUUCUUGUUCUCCUGCAUUGGGAUGUCUGUGGGCUUGGGCAACAUUUGGAGGUUUCCCUACAUUGCUUACGUCAAUGGGGGCGCGGCGUUCCUCAUCCCAUACUUGAUACUGAUGAUAACUGUGGGGAAGCCCAUGUAUUUUCUGGAGCUCAUUCUGGGGCAGUUCCAAAGUCAGGGGCAGUUUGCUGCUUUCAACUGUUUUCCACUAAGCAAGGGCGUAGGCGUUGCCAUGGGAUACGCCUGUUUCUUCGUCUGUCUUUACUUCAACAUUAUUCUCGCCUAUGCAAUGGUCUACAUUGUUCAUUCACUGAAGACGCCUUUGCCGUGGACAGAGUGCAACCCUGAAUGGGCUGAUGAUGAGUGCUUCGUACGGGGAGUGACUUAUAAUUGCAAGAUGGUGGAAAAGAGGCUUGUUGACAUAUAUGAACACAAGACGCUCUUGGACAACGACACGAUUGAGAUAACAUACGGUCAUCGGAAGGCACAAGUACCUUUUGGGAUGUACCACAACGCCACCAUGAUGUGUACAAAUGCAACACAGACUUCGGUGGAGCAGUUCUUCUACAAAGCAGUUCUCUCUAUCAGCAAGGGCAUUGAGUACCCAGGCGCUGUCAAGCCUGAUCUGACAAUCAGCCUCUUUCUUGCUUGGGUCAUUGUCUGCAUUUCGCUCUCCAAAGGAAUUAAGACGUCUGGAAAGAUUGUGUAUGUGACUGCACCAGCGCCAUACAUUAUUCUUGCUGUUUUGCUGAUUCGUGGUGUUACACUUCCUGGUUCAUUGACCGGGAUCGCCUUCUUCCUCAUACCUGACUGGGAAAAGAUGCUUUCUUUUCAGGUAUGGCAGGCUGCAUGUCAGCAGAUGUUUUACUCCCUUGGUGUGUCGAUGGGCCCUAUUAUCUGUCUUGGAAGCUACAACAACUUUCGCAAUGACUUGAGAAGAGAUAUAACCAUAAUCACUUUUGCUGACUUCAUCACGAGUAUAUUUGGUGGACUCGUCGUCUUUUCUGUGUUGGGAAAUAUGGCGCACAACUUGCAUGUUGACAUUGAAGACGUCGCAGAGAAAGGACAUGGCUUGGCUUUCGUGACAUACCCAGAAGCUGCAAGUUUGAUAAAAUGGCCAAAUCUUUGGGCAUUCGCAUUCUUCUUCAUGCUGUUUUUGCUGGCCGUUGACAGUCAGUUCGCCAUGUUCGAAUCUGUCCUGGUUCCUCUGAAGGACGAGUUCCCAUUGAUCAGGGGGAACUCUGGGAAGUUUCUCAUUCUGCUUUCGCUCGCCAGUUUCCUAAUGGGUAUCAGCAUGACAACGCAGGGCGGAUUGUAUGUGUUGAAUUUGAUCGACUCCUACUUGGGAGGUAUGAUAUUCCCUAUCAUCGCUGUCUUUGAGCUCUACACGGUUUGUUGGUUUUAUGGCAUAAGAAAUUUAUCCCUGGACAUCGAGUUUAUGCUGGGCUCCCCUCCUGGCUAUUUUGUCAAGUUGUGCUGGGGUGUUAUCUGCCCGAUAGCGCUGACGGUCAUUGUAUUCGUGGGUAUCUUGACGCACUCAAGGACAUCUCAAGGAAGCUACGUCUACCCGCUGUGGGCAGAUGUCGUCGGGUUUCUUCUGCUUGGUGUCGGUCUGGUGCAGAUCCCCAUUUUCGCCUUCAUGUACCUCAGGAAGAACGACUACGACUUCAAGAGCUGUCUGAAGCCUUCCCCUGACUGGGGCCCGUACAAGGUCAAACAUUUCCGGGAUUACAAGGAAUUUCUCCGAAGGAAACAACUGGAAGAAGAGGAUGAAUUAAAGCCUCCAGGAACGUCUCAGGAGAGCCCAGAGCCAUCACCAGAACCAAUUACGCCUGAGCAGCCUCGAAGGAUAGCGAAGCUUCUGCUGACCCCGUUGGACGUCUCGCUUGUAGACAUUGCCCCACCUAUGCCCCCGCCAGUGCCAAUUUCCGUCCAGGUUCUCGAUAUAUUUCGUCCCGGCGCGAAGCACACCUCCUUGAAUCAUCUCCAGACUGUGUUGAAUUGCCAUUUUUCUCGGUUCUCCGAUCACCUCAUCAUCGCAACUGAUGCAUCUGUCUCGGACGAGCGGGCCGGUGUGGGUAUUGUCAUCCCGCAACUUGACGCCCGUUUCCCUAUCCGCUUGCCCGACUAUACACCUGUUUACGAGAGCGAGUUCCUGGCAAUGGUCCUCGCACUACUCAAAGUGCCCCCGCUUUUCUGCCAUUGUGGGCUCCCGCUCAACGAGGCCGCUGACACCCUGGCGAAGAUGGCCCUGUCCGGCCCCGUGCUUCCUAUCCUCCCGCCGGUUGCUGCCGUUGUCCGUGCCCGUUACAAACGCUAUCUAUCCCUUGCUCGGCCUCCUCCCCGCCUCGGCUAUGAACACCUCUCUUUCGCUUGGAACCCGCGCUAUUGCCACUCUCGACGUGCAGAAAUGUCCAGCUCGUCUCAGGAUGAGGUACCCGACGAAGUGCCACAGGAUACAAGUGAUCGGGAACGCUGGUCCAGCAACCUCGAGUUUCUGCUCUCUUGUGUGGGUAUGUCAGUGGGGUUGGGCAACAUCUGGCGUUUCCCUUACAUGGCUUAUGCGAAUGGAGGCGCUGCAUUUCUUCUGGCUUACACCAUUCUGAUGCUAACGGUCGGCAAGCCCAUGUACUUCCUCGAACUUAUUCUGGGACAGUUUCAAAGCUCCGGGCAGUUCUCAGCCUUCAACUGUUUUCCUUUGGGAAAAGGUAUUGGAAUAUCCAUGGCCUACGGCUGUUUCUUCGUCUGUCUGUACUUCAACGUGGUUCUGGCCUAUGCCAUGAUCUACAUGGUGCACUCAUUCAAAAGCCCCUUGCCUUGGACGUAUUGUAAUCCUGAGUGGGCCGACGAAGAAUGUUUCGUCCGCGGCCAAUCACACAGCUGCAGAUCUCUCAACAAGAGGCUGGCUAUAAGGUAUCGAUACUCAAGCCUUCAUACGAACGACACCGUCCAAGUUCUUUACAAGGGCGAAAAGGUGCUCGUACCGGUGCAUGAGUACAGAAACGCUUCCUCCACCUGUACCAAUGCCACACGAACUUCUGCUGAAGAGUUUUUCAAUCAUUAUGUUCUAUCAAUGAGUGACGGAAUUGAACAUCCGGGGCGUAUUAAGUGGGACCUCACACUGGCACUUUUCAUUGCGUGGAUGUUCGUUUGUCUCGCCCUCUACAAGGGAAUCAAGACUUCAGGAAAGAUAGCCCUAGUGACAACACCUGCACCAUACCUCAUCCUGUUCGUACUUCUGAUACGAGGUGUGACGCUACCUGGAGCUGCAACUGGCAUUUCUUACUUCCUUGUUCCUCAGUGGAAAAAGAUAAUGCAGUUUGAGGUCUGGCAACAUGCAUGUCAGCAAAUGUUCUACUCACUCGGAGUAUCGAUGGGGACCAUAAUUUGCCUAGGCAGCUUCAACGACUUCAGACAUGACUUGCGAAGGGACUUAAUAUUCAUCACCUUCGCAGACUUCUUCACUAGUGUCUUUGGUGGCAUGGUGGUCUUCUCUGUCCUGGGCAACAUGGCUCAUCGACUGCAAGUUGACAUUGAAGACGUGGCUGAAAAAGGACACGGCUUGGCCUUUAUCGCUUACCCGGAAGCAGCGAGCAUGAUGGGGUGGCCUAAUCUUUGGGCUCUGAGCUUCUUCUUCAUGUUAGUCCUGCUCGCGGUAGACAGCCAGUUUGCGAUGGUGGAGUCAGUUCUGGUGCCAUUCAAAGAUGAGUUCCCGACGAUCAGAAGAAACUCCAUUGUAUCUGUCGCGGUCUUUUCGUUGAUCAGUUUCUUGCUGGGCAUCAGCAUGACAACUCAAGGCGGUAUCUACGUAUUGAACCUGCUGGACACCUAUCUGGGUGGCAUGAUCUUUCCCAUUAUUGCAGUCUUUGAACUGUAUUCUGUUUGCUGGCUGUACGGAUUUGCCAACCUGUCAUUGGACAUCGAGUUCAUGUUGGGUUCCCCUCCAGGACUCUUCCUCAAGGUCUGCUGGUGCGUGAUCUGUCCAGUGGCUCUUACUAUCAUAGUGUUGGUGAGCUUCCUCACAUACAGCAGGAGUACCCUGGGGAGCUACGUGUACCCAGAAUGGGCUGACGCACUUGGGGUAGCCCUCUUGAUACUUGGCUUGGUGCAGAUUCCAAUAUUUGCCUUCGUCUGCCUCAAAAACAAUGACUAUAACAUCACGGAAUCUAUGAAGCCAUCUUCCAAGUGGGGACCACAUAGCGCCGAAGUCUUUGCGGAAUACAAGCAGUUCGUGACAAACAGACGUGGGCCUUUCUGGCAGGACAUUAUCGAGCCCAUGACGCCUGAAAAUGAUUCUUUGAUUGCGAGGGAAGAUGAAACAACUGAAGAAGGAGACGCUGAAGACGUCCAGGUUGCUGAACCGUUGUCCCGUGUUUCCUUUAGCGUAGGCAACGUAGAUACUGACGACGUUGAAAUCGUCAAGGGAGCAGGAACUUCGAAGUUGGCUGACACGGAGCCUAAGGCAUGGGGUAUGCCAUAUUGUUCAUGCUCUUCUGCAAGGUGCUAUUGGAAGGACCCACCGUCGCUUUCACCAUCGCCGUGUUCAUCAGCUCGUUCAAGGUUCCACCUCCGUGGCGUCAUUGCUUCGCGUUACAGAACGCUCAGUCGGAUUGCUACGAUAUCGAUGGUGACAUGAUAGGUUGCGACGUCCUCUACGCGAAUUUGGCGAAGGACUAUCGCUCAUCAGCGCUGAAGGCGGGAAUCCCUGUAGUCCUCCAAGGUG
Messenger RNA from Ornithodoros turicata, 5058 nucleotides. RefSeq lists its product as uncharacterized. Gene Ontology annotation, molecular function: L-amino acid transmembrane transporter activity. The transcript has 33 exons. Bases 172 to 4971 code for a protein of 1599 amino acids. Gene Ontology annotation, biological process: sodium ion transmembrane transport. Lineage: Eukaryota; Metazoa; Arthropoda; Arachnida; Ixodida; Argasidae. The record is from RefSeq and is a predicted model, not a curated record. Gene Ontology annotation, cellular component: plasma membrane.